AUGGCACCGACCGGUGUUGCAUCCAACAAUAUCAAUGGUCAAACAAUUCAUUCAGCUGUACGUUUCAAUUCAACGCGUGGUUUACUAAAUGAAUUGAAUGGCGAAUCCGAGCGUAAUUUUCAAGAAACAACGCGUAAUAUCAGAGUCUGUGUUAUCGAUGAAAUGUCCAUGGUAGGAGUUCGUGUGCUGGUUAACAUCGACAAACGACUUCGUCAAGCAUUUCCGGAAAAACAAGAGUCAGCCUUUGGUGGAACGAUAUUAUAUCUACUAGGCGAUUUCAACCAGUUGCCUCCAGUCUUAGAUCGAUCAUUAUUGGCGCCUUCCAAUACAUCAAUUACAUCUGUAUAUGGCCGUGUUUUAUUCGAGCAGUUUACAAAGGUAUUCGAGUUAACGGAAAUUAUGCGACAAACAGGCGAUUCACAACAACAGUUUAGAGAAACGUUACAACGAAUGGCUCUAGGAUCUUUGGAACAGUUUGAUUACGAAGUACUCAAGAAUCGCUUUGCAGUGAUUAACAUAGGUCAAACCGAAACAUUCAAAAACGCUCUACGAAUAUUUUCUAAGAAAACAGAAGUUGAUAUUUUAAAUGAAACAAUGCUACGAUAG
Molecule: messenger RNA, 606 nt
Organism: Macrosiphum euphorbiae (potato aphid)
Lineage: Eukaryota; Metazoa; Arthropoda; Insecta; Hemiptera; Aphididae
Source: the annotation of a GenBank genome assembly